Messenger RNA from Tremella mesenterica DSM 1558, 720 nucleotides. RefSeq lists its product as uncharacterized. The record is from RefSeq and is a predicted model, not a curated record. The transcript has 2 exons. Gene Ontology annotation, molecular function: zinc ion binding; nucleic acid binding. NCBI's taxonomy places the organism in Eukaryota, Fungi, Basidiomycota, Tremellomycetes, Tremellales, Tremellaceae. Bases 1 to 720 code for a protein of 239 amino acids.
AUGAGUAGGGAUGGAGACAGGAUGGAGGAGAACGAAAGGAGGGCACUGGAGGAGCUGAGCAGAGCGAUGGGGCAGGAGCUUGGAGUGGAGGAUAGUGUGGGGGGAUCAAUUCAAGGAGAUGAGUUCGUUCCACCAGUGUUUUCUAAUCCUCCUACCCCUUCGGGUAAUGCUCUCCCACCUAUAGGAUCCCCAGUUGGAUCGGAUCAAACCCCACGGCCAGAAAACACUGGAAGUACGGCGAACUUGGGAGAAGAAGGUACACAAGGGGUGAUAUUGGCCUUGAUGCAGAUGGUGGCGAAUAUGAACAAAGACAUGAUGGAAGAGAGAAGGCGUAGGGAGGAGUGGGAGCAGAGAAGGGAAAGGGAGACGUCUGCGGUGCAAGCGACUAUUACGUCGACGCAGGUCAAGAGCAUUCCGUCAAAUGCUGACGAACUUCGCCGACAAUGGCCCAGGCCACCUCCCGAGCUGAGGGAGGCAAGGAAGAAGGAAGGGAAGUGUACUGAGUGCGGGGAGAGGGGACAUUGGUUGAGGGAUUGCCCGGUGAGGGCAGCGAAGGUAAAGGUCGGAUGGUUGUCUCCGUGGGGGGAGAAGUUCGGCGAACGUGGUGGAGGAUCGGGGGGUAACGCAGUACCUCUGGGACAGAGGAGGAACUUGAACGCAGUUGGAGGAGAUGGAGAGAUGGAAGAGGACCAGGGAAAAGAAGAGGACCUGUCGCAGUAG